Armigeres subalbatus is the source of this 1705-nucleotide messenger RNA. Its product is annotated as 72 kDa type IV collagenase-like. The record is from RefSeq and is a predicted model, not a curated record. The transcript is spliced from 3 exons. Lineage: Eukaryota; Metazoa; Arthropoda; Insecta; Diptera; Culicidae. Gene Ontology annotation, biological process: extracellular matrix organization; proteolysis; collagen catabolic process. Gene Ontology annotation, molecular function: zinc ion binding; metalloendopeptidase activity. Gene Ontology annotation, cellular component: extracellular matrix. Bases 263 to 1705 code for a protein of 480 amino acids.
AUACCCGACUCGUAUUCAACUAGAGACGUUUUUAGCCAGAGCGUGCAACCGAACGAUCGUCCCCGCUUGUUCCUUUAGUUUUGGAAUUCUCUUCCAGCUAAGGAAUACCAACUUUUCUGAUAAUACUCGCUUGCGGGAUUCGCGAUCCAACAGGCAUCUUCUACUGAGGGUGAACAUUUUAAAAGGCAGAAAUCGUCAGAUGACGAUUUAGUAACGAUCCAGUGCUGCAGCUGUACAGUUAAGAUCAGUAUAAUAAUCUAUAAUGUUCGAUUCAAAAGUAUUUUCGUUGUUAGUCGUGUUAUUAAUUAAGAGUCAAACACACUGUGCACCUAUAGAGAACAUGUUAACAGAUGUGUUGAUAUUUGAUAGAGAUCCUGAUACUGUAACGCAAGAGCUACCAGACCCAACGAAACGAAUCAAAAUACCAGCAAUAUCAGAAAAUGAUGCUGAGGCACUGCUCGGCAAUCUGGGUUUUAACGAAACUGAAAGCACCGAUGAGUUUGGUGUUUCCUCAAGAUUCAGCUUUGGUCAAGGCAUCUCACUUGAAGAAAUGUUCCGAAACUACCAACGAUCGGUUGGUUUGAAUGAAACGGGAAAGCUAGACGAUGACACCAAAUUGUCCAUGGCAGCCCCUCGCUGUGGAACACGGAAUUUGGCCAAACGCGGCGAUGACUCAAAGUGGAAUAAACGGUUGAUAACCUAUAUAAUCCGAGACUAUCCGGCCGGUGCGUCCCCUACGUCCGUUCAGAACUUGUUGAAACGGGCAUUCAAUGAGUGGAGUAAAGUGACCAAUUUGGACUUUUUGGAAACCAAAGAACGCGAAGCAGACAUCGAGGUCAACUUUGGUGGAACAUCGCACAGCAGACGAGACAGGCGUUGCUCGUUCGAUAGUCCAACCAUUAUGGCGCAUGCUUACUUUCCCGAGGAUGGCGAUCUGCACUUCAACUCGAAGUACUUUUUCGAUAACGUGGAAUACCUCGAGGAUUUUCUGGACACAGCGAUGCACGAAAUUGGCCAUUCUCUGGGGUUGGAGCACACAAAUACCAAGGGUGCUCUGAUGCAUCCCACCGACAUGAAUCGGUACACGAAACCACAGCCGGACGAUGUCAGGAGGAUACAAAAACUAUACGGAGCACGACGUGGCGGCAGAGCCAUCGAAGACAAUGCGGCACCACGGUUGUGCACUGUCAAAAAGUACGACGGCAUCGUGGACGAUAUCACCGGAGAUUGGUUUAUCCUGUCUGGCAAAUACUACUUCCAACCGGAAAGCAGCAAUCCCACCGGUAAGCUGAUUUCCAGCAAAUGGCCCGGCCUGACCGGUGACAUCGACGCUGCGUUCCGGUAUCCCGAUGGGAGGACGUACUUCUUCAAGGGUGAUCGCUUCUGGCGGUACCGAGGUAGCCGACUGGAAGUUGGCUAUCCGCGGAAAAUCUCCGAAGGUUUCCCAGGACUGCCGAACAAUAUUGAUGCAGCGUUUGUUGAUUCGAAGAGCAAAAUUUUUGCGGUGAAGCACAACACCUAUUGGGUGUACGAUUCGGAUGCUGACAGCACGCCGUCCUUUAGGAUAAGCUCUCUCGGUUUACCGAGCAAUGUUGAUGCCGCUAUUAAUACUGGAAAAUCGUUCAUCGCGUUCAAAGGGAAACAUUUCUAUCGGUUUCAGAAUGGGAAAUUCACUGAGUUUGUAAAUAAAUGGAUGAUUUGCUGA